UAAACUGGGUCGCCAGAAGAAUGAAUACUUUACUGCCUUCCUGCCAUCCCGCAGACCCCCAGCGUCACCCACCAUCCCAAAAGGCAUCUGCUGGAUGAUCAGUUCAAAUGAUACUUCAUGGAAACCAACCAAGUGCUCAGAGACAGAAAGAGAGAGAAGAGAUAACACCUGCAUAUCUACAAAGAUAAAGCAGAAACUGAGAACUAGACUUGAUCCUACAUUUUAUGCUGACACCUUAACUCUUUGUCAAAGGCUAUUCCAAUCUGUAAUGGAAGGAAUUCAGGGAUGCCUUCCCUUUCUGUGUGCAUUGUAUAAAGAUAGAAUUGGAGAUUCGCUGGCAGAAAUACCCUCAGCUGCCUCUCUGGUCUUUUCCAGCAACUCCCAGAAGAGCCCUGAUCUCAGGGCUCUUGUCUGCCCCAAGCCUGGGAAGCUUUGCUCAGGGAAAGAAGAACAGAGGGAACUGGGCUGCAACGGAGAUGGUGUUAAUUGGAGCAAAAGAUUUUGCCUACUGGAAAUAGUAGCUGUAAGCGAGAUGAGAUCCAAAGAACCCAGUGAAACUCUUCGGGCCUGCCUGCAGCCUGGCUCCUCCAGGGAAGACAAGACUGAACCCCCAUUGAGGCAAGGCAAAAAAGGCUCAAAAUGAAUCAAUUAACAGCACAUAUAAGAUAAUAAAUGCCUGUAUUUUUUUUU
Homo sapiens (human) is the source of this 690-nucleotide messenger RNA. RefSeq lists its product as uncharacterized. NCBI's taxonomy places the organism in Eukaryota, Metazoa, Chordata, Mammalia, Primates, Hominidae. The transcript has 3 exons. Bases 95 to 643 code for a protein of 182 amino acids. The record is from RefSeq and is a predicted model, not a curated record.